UACGCAUGAGCAAACGGAUGCAGAUUUUGGAGAUCCUCACAGGUUAUCCUAUUUUGUAAACAUGAAGGGUGCAAAGUUUGAUCCCAAUUAUUACCGAUUGCCAAGAAAUCCAGAAUGGACAUUCGUCAUAAUUCUAAUGUUUGUGUUCUAUUUGACCCUCUACCACCCUGGAAGUAUUAUCCUUGAUUACCUCGGUCCUAUAGGCACCCUGGCUAGAUACAUGCACACGCAGCAACUUCAGCUUUGCUAUUUAAUAUUGUAUGCUGCCAUCGCAGCACAUGCUGCUGAAGCCAUUUAUACCUUUUAUGUCUGCAGGAAGAAGGGCUUUGCCAUGUUUAGCACAUUCCUGUGGACAACACAGACCUUCGUUUUUGGUUUUCCAUCGCUUUUAGCUCUUAAGGCAUACAAAGGCUCAAUUAUCUUAAAGACACAGUAAUGUGUCAAAGUCAUGUGAGACUGACUUUGGGCUUAAUAUAUAUGGGCAGUGUCAUCCCAGAUUAGCUGGGCUUAAUGUACAUGUAUAUGGGCAGUGUCAUCCCAGAUUAGCCUAUGCAGUCCACACAGGAUAAUCUGGGACAACACUUGUAUUGCUAAAACUGGAUUUUGGUUAAGAGACUUAAUUCCAACAAAAAUUUCAUAAAAGUCAUCCAUGAUAAGCCUGUGUAGACUGCACAGGCUGAUUGUCAUGUGUGGACUGCACAGGCUAAUAUUGGAUUUUUUUAUGCACAUGUCUUAAGCCCCAUUUUCACAAGGCAAGGCUGGUCAUGUUGAAUCAAGACAUAUUUAGGAUGAAUUGUUUUUAAUAUUGCAGACGGUAUGGCCUAAACUGGUUUCCAACGGUUUUGUGGCUUACCCAGAACAUGAUUUUCGGAUUUCCAUCGUCAACUCGACUAUUGAACAACCGCAUAACUGUGAUAUUUUUUAUUUCGUUAGACUUUUUCAUCAAUUUGUUUAUAAUUAACAUUUUUGUGUGAAAUUGUAUGUUUUGUGUAAGUUGUAUUAUUUUGUAUGACUGCAAUUACUUUGUAUGACUGCAAUUACUAACAUUUUGCAAUUAGCAUUUUGAUUUAAGGUAAUAAAGCUUUAAUCAUUAUCUUAAUUUUUUCCUUCUGUACUGAAAGAAAUUCAUUGGAAAAAAUAUACCUUUAUGCUCACAACAUUUGUUUGACUUUUUGACAGUAUUCAUAGUAACUGUGAAUUAUCUGAUAAUGAAGAACAAAAAAGUAAAUAUUUACUAGUUUCAAGUACUGACUAAUAAAUCAUUUAUACAUGGUAUACUAUGUAGUAAGCUCACUGCAUGCCAUAUUCUGGUUUCACUGUUAUGUUUUAUGAUUUUUGUAGUUCCAAAAUUGUGAAUUAAAAAAAUAUAAAGCAGAACACAAAGUUGUACUGUUUGAUAUACAAGUUAUAAAAGUUGUACUGUUUUAUAUACAAGUUAUAAAAGUGCAAUUGUAAACACAAGUUUCAAGUCCCAGUCUUUAGAAUCCAUAUAAUGUGACUUUUGUCGGCAAAUGCACCCGAGUACCCACUGAUAUAUUGAUUCACAAUAUCUGAUUAUCAAAAAUAUCUGAUUUUUUAGCAUCUUCUAAAUACUGUUGAAUGAUAAUAUAAUAUAUUUGUAGGAUUUUUUGUUUCAUUGCAAGAUUAAAUGUGAACAACUUACAA
Molecule: messenger RNA, 1665 nt
Organism: Dreissena polymorpha
Lineage: Eukaryota; Metazoa; Mollusca; Bivalvia; Myida; Dreissenidae
Product: transmembrane protein 254-like
Exons: 4
Coding region: 62-436 (124 amino acids)
Source: RefSeq, a predicted model, not a curated record